AUGGUCUCUAAACUCAAGCCGAUCUUUUUAUCGCUUCUCAAGAAAUACAUUCCUAGCUAUAUACAUCAAAAUGUGUUUCGUGGUUUGCAUAGUGGACAACCCGUUGUCAAAAAGAGAGGAGUCAAGCCAGUCUUAUUCAUUCGUUAUCGCUACCGAGAUCGCUUCAAUGAGGCGAUCGAAAAUCAUACCAGUCAAGCCUAUAUCGAGUUUGGAGAUAAGAAUGGGGCUAUGAUAUUUCGUUUCUGGCGAGAAUUUUGGUUCAUUGUUGCUCGAGAGGCUUUGAAAAAGGAAGAAAAGACUAGAACAAAAGUCCCCGAUCUUCCUCCUCAUAAAUACUAUUCAUCCCAGCAAAUCUCUAUAUUUAAAGCAUUUGUCGCAGCUGAUUCUCGCAACUGGUAUGAUCUCUCUGGCCCAGCGGAUUGGUGGCUGGACUCGUACGAUUUUGGAAAACAUGGAUGGGAUAUUGAUAUUGGCAAAGUUUCCGGCUACAAAUUAGCUUAUGAGUAUUUCAAUGAAUACUCUGCGGUCAAUAUUCCAAAGAAGUUUGAACAAAUGAGAUGGGAUCCUGCCGAAUUCUAUCUAGCAGUCUGA
Messenger RNA from Talaromyces marneffei, 591 nucleotides. RefSeq lists its product as uncharacterized. The transcript has a single exon. Bases 1 to 591 code for a protein of 196 amino acids. NCBI's taxonomy places the organism in Eukaryota, Fungi, Ascomycota, Eurotiomycetes, Eurotiales, Trichocomaceae. The record is from RefSeq and is a predicted model, not a curated record.